Funneliformis mosseae is the source of this 138-nucleotide messenger RNA. NCBI's taxonomy places the organism in Eukaryota, Fungi, Glomeromycota, Glomeromycetes, Glomerales, Glomeraceae. The record is from the annotation of a GenBank genome assembly.
AAAUAUAAGAAAGAUUAUAGCAACGUUAUCAAUCUGGAUCAUUAUGAUUUAUUAUAUCUCCGUAACUUGAUUUCCUAUAAAUGUCCGGAAAGUGUACCGAAAAAUGCAUACUUUUUGGACAUGUUCUUGAUUACCUAG